CCGCCCUUAGCACUAACAACUGGGUUUUUUCGGCCUUAACAUACCUCACCACUUCCAUAUAGUCUUUAUUUAGUCACCAGUCUCUCUCAGAAGCCUCCGACAUGUUGAAGCAUUCAAUUCUUUUCAGCGUCAUCGCCGGCGCUACUGUCAUCGCGAGGCCUGUUAUGGCCCUUACGAUGCCCUCCGUGGGCGAGUCAGAGAAAGCAGCUGAAGACGUCCAGAGAAGAGCAGAAACCGGCGUGGACAUGCAGGACGCCUGUGGUCGCGAGUAUGGAUCUGACUGGAACGCUAUUCAGAACGGGAGUGGGUGCAACGACUGGGCGUGUGUCAGCACCACGACCAGGCAGCAGCUUGGUCUCAACAUAGACUUGUAUUGCUAUGAGAAAGUCGGAGUCAGGUCAUAUGCCUCUUGCAAUUCUGGCGCUUGGAGCUGGAAAUGCAAGACUUAUUGAUCAACACGUCAAGGUUGGUGGGUCUGGUGUUGGGGAGGAGGCCUGAGCAAGUGCUUUUGCACAUUCAAUGGGUAAAUGUCAUUAGGUAUGCGAGCUACCUUGUAGAGAUCAGAUAGAAAUUGAAGUCGGACAGUCAAAAAGCCGUUUGCUAAAUGUUCCCAACUAAUGGCUGGCCCACUCAUGGUCGACCUGAAAGCGUCGUAGUGGCUCAUA
Messenger RNA from Colletotrichum navitas, 665 nucleotides. RefSeq lists its product as uncharacterized. The record is from RefSeq and is a predicted model, not a curated record. The transcript has 2 exons. Lineage: Eukaryota; Fungi; Ascomycota; Sordariomycetes; Glomerellales; Glomerellaceae. Bases 102 to 452 code for a protein of 116 amino acids.